Messenger RNA from Geodia barretti, 1425 nucleotides. The record is from the annotation of a GenBank genome assembly. NCBI's taxonomy places the organism in Eukaryota, Metazoa, Porifera, Demospongiae, Tetractinellida, Geodiidae.
GCAACAAAACUUUCCGUCGUCGAAGAAUCGGGUUUGCAGCGAUGGGAGAGCGGUAGGGAGUUGAAGGAGCACUUGUUGUCAGGAGCAGAUCGGCCGCUGGUGUUCAGGCAGUGUCUAGCAGACGUCUGGCCGGACGUUGUUAGGGAGUGGAGCCCCGCGGGCCUGGGUCGUUUGCUGGGAGACGGGGAAACGACGUUCAAGGUGUGCCCGCGACGAGAUAGCUCCGAGCAUCGCCGGAGGUUCCGCGAUACUGAGACCGUUUUCGAGACACAGUGUCUGCACGUGCGAGGUACGUUCCUGGACUUUGCGGAAUGGCUAGAAUCUAGUUUAGAACAACCUCACGUCAAAAAGCCCAAGACAGAAGGAAAUGCUUCGAAAACUAAUCAAAAAACUCCGCCUAACCGACUUCUAGCUUACCCUCCACCUGAGUACUGGAUAUAUGCAGACUACAAGUAUAUGAUCAAUCUCUGUGAGGACCGCCCAGAACUACUUCGAGCUAUAGACUGGGGUCCAUUUGGCUUCGAGGGAAGGGGCGGAGCCGACUCCACCCUGUGGGCGGGGUCAGACGAGGCAUACACUCCGUGUCACUUUGACACCUACGGCUGUAAUCUGGUGGCUCAGAUUUGGGGACGGAAGAAAUGGACCCUCUUUCCUCCGUCUGACUCCCCCCACCUGUACCCGACGCGGGUCCCCUACGAAGAGUCGAGUGUGUUCAGUCAAGUCAACGUGGCCUGUCCGGAUCUGGAACGGCAUCCAGACUUUGCCUCUGCAACCAGGUGUGAGGUGGUGCUAGAAGCGGGAGAUGUGUUGUUUGUCCCGAGACAGUGGUGGCACUUUGUCGAAUGUAUAGAGACUUCUGUCAGCAUCAACACAUGGAUCUCACUGGAUAGUGAUGCCCGAGAGCGUGUGAAAGAGGCGGUGGUUCGUGCCACUAUAGCUCGAUGGAUCCCCACUGCUGAACACACUGUCUCUAAUACUAGUGACUCAGACUGUGACUCUUCAGAACAACAGUCACCAUACAGUCUAUGGGUCAAUCCUAAUGAGGUAUGUAACGAGGAACCUUGCUGUAAGGGAAGAGAUCUAAAAGUGUAGUAUAAUUUCUCAGAAAUUCAAAAUUAUUUCCUCAGGAGAUAUUCUCACACCAGAAGAACCUGGACCUACUCUCAAUGACACUUGCCGAGUGCCAGCCCCCGCCAACCGAGAAGCCACGCCCCAUAAUCAGUCAUGGCACACCCACUGGAAAACCACACCCCCUCAUUAGUCACCGUGACUGGGUGAAUGUGUUGGCCAGUGACAGAGUUGUGGAGGCUGUGGCCACAACAUUACUGGAGAGACAUGGUCGCCAUUAACCCUCGGUGCGCAUGCGCAGCGAGGGUCACAGUAGUCGUUCUGUGUGUCUGUCUGUCUGUGUGUGUCUGUUACCAC